AUGCUGCAAGAAGUUUUUAUGGCGCUUGCUGGUUAUCCUGGGGACGUCUUUGUGCGUUAUGAGGAUUCUACGAGUCUUAAAGAGCAGCAGCUAGGCAUUGGCUGCAGCAGCAGCAGCAGCAGCAGCAGCAGCAGCAGCAGCAGCAGCAACAGCAGCAGCAGCAGUAGCUCGACGUCUCUGUCUGGGGGAUUUAGAGUUAACCCUCUUCUUAAGUGCUUCAGCGAUGGAGAGAAAGAAGCACUGGAGAGAGCUGUUGCCCCUGGCUAUGAUUUGCUGCUAAUAAAAGACUUCAUUGUAGCAGCAGAAGCAGCAGAGGGGAGGGCCCUGCUGCUGCCUUCGCAUGCGCAGCAACCACCAGCUGCAGCAGCAGGAGCAGCAGCAGCAGCAGCAGCAGGAGGGGCCCCCUCACCUGCCUCAGCAGCAGCAGCCCAAGGAGCAGCAGCAACACCAGCAGCAGCAACAGCAGCAGCAGGGGGCCUCUACACUGCUGCGCUCGCCAGAGCUGCUAGAGAUAUUGUUGAUGAUUAUUUAUCUGUAUUAGCAGCAGCAGAAGAAGAAGUGCUGCAGCAGCAAGGCGCUCCUCUUGCUGCUGUUUCUGUCGCCCUCAAAAAUCAACCCCACAAACUGCGCAUCCUCAGAUCAAUACUCUCACAAGUAUGCUGCAUGUCUUUAUCUGCUGCUGCUGUGGGGGCCCCCUUACCUUGCGGCAUUCUGCUGGAUGUUUUGUGGAGGGGGCGCCACAGCGGAGACCCCACAGCUCGUGAGGUGUAUAUACACCUCAUCGAUGCAUGCGCAGCAGUAUUCUCCUUCCAGCUGUCAGCUUGGCUGCUGUCCGGUCAGCUGUUUGACCCUUACGGUGAAUUCUUCAUCAAGCGGAGGUCUCUAAGCAGCGCUUGGGGGGCCCCUCAGUGCCCUUUUCGCUCUGUGGGGCCCCCUGGGGGCCCCCAGGGGCCCCAAGACUGUGGGGCCCCUAUGGGGGCCCCUGCGGUGGGCCCUAUGGGGGCCCCUGUGGGGGCCCCUAUGGGGGCCCCUAUGGGGGCUCGUGUGGGGGCCCCCCCGGGGGCCCCUCUGGCAGCAGAAGAUUUAAGUUCGGGUUUAAGUGUGGAGGUGCUGGUGUAUGAAUGGUCUCGAUUGUUUGAGGUGUCUGUUAAGGGGGCCCCGUUUUGUUGUUUUGCUGCUGGGGGGGCCCCCGCUGCAGCUGAGAAGGGCAGUGCAGCAGCGGGGCCCGGAGCAGCAGCAGCUGCAGCAGCAGCAGCAGCAGCAGCAGGAGUGGUGCUGUUUAUAGGCAGAGCAAUUCGGGUGCUGACGAGGGGGGGCAAGUGGGGAGACAAAGAGAGACAGCUGCUGCAGCCAAUAGAAAAUAAAGUCCGCAAGGCCUUCUCUCAUCCUUCUUCUCCUGCUGCCGUCAUUUUACCCUGCCUCAAGAUCCUGCGUGCUGUGCGUUAA
Messenger RNA from Eimeria acervulina, 1446 nucleotides. RefSeq names its product gamma-tubulin complex component 4, putative. Gene Ontology annotation, molecular function: microtubule minus-end binding; gamma-tubulin binding. Gene Ontology annotation, biological process: cytoplasmic microtubule organization; mitotic cell cycle; spindle assembly. The transcript is spliced from 5 exons. Gene Ontology annotation, cellular component: gamma-tubulin complex; centrosome; equatorial microtubule organizing center. Bases 1 to 1446 code for a protein of 481 amino acids. NCBI's taxonomy places the organism in Eukaryota, Apicomplexa, Conoidasida, Eucoccidiorida, Eimeriidae. The record is from RefSeq and is a predicted model, not a curated record.